This is a messenger RNA of Dendronephthya gigantea, 2673 nucleotides long. RefSeq lists its product as uncharacterized. Bases 1287 to 2468 code for a protein of 393 amino acids. The record is from RefSeq and is a predicted model, not a curated record. NCBI's taxonomy places the organism in Eukaryota, Metazoa, Cnidaria, Anthozoa, Malacalcyonacea, Nephtheidae. The transcript is spliced from 3 exons.
CACAAAUUGGUUUUUGAUCCUUGUGUUUCCUGUUUUUUUUAAUUCGUGACUUUAGGGGAAUCCCGGUUCAACCGAAUAUUUAAAUAUUCAGCUGCAAUAUAAUCAGCUACAAUAUAAUAUAGCUUUCAUUCGUUCAUUCAUUCGUUCAGAAGUAAUUAUCUUUUUAUCACAAGUCCGAGUGUUUAUCGGAUUGUAUAGUAAAACAGAUUUUACGAAAUCCACUAAGCUAGCCGUAUAGACGAUGUUGUAUUAGAAGAAUAUUCUAUAUAAUGACCGAUUAUCGGAACGUUUAGUAAAUAAAGAAUUUCCAGGAACAAUGUUAAAUCACAUGCGUGGCCGAAGGCUUUCUCCGAACAAAAACUGAGUCAUCAACGUCGUUUUAUGUGAUACCGCUUGGCGCUUACGACGAAAUACGAGCGACAAGUUACCAAUAACCAUCAUAGUAAUUCAUGACGCGAAUGAAGAGAAACAUUAGUCAUUAUCUGCUGCUGUGACAAACACAAUGCGUACAACACGAAAUGAGAAAACAAAACCAGUCGUUGUGGAAACCAAUAAACACUUGGUAAGAAUUGAGAUAUUUCCAACUCAACUGAGCAACAAACAUGACAAAACCUAUCAGAAAAGAAAAUGGCCAGAAAUAAUUAAUGCAAUAGACGGUUUAUACAACAGUGACGGCGGAACACUCGUACUGUAUUACAAAAAAUCCCCGCCGUCUGGACAUUUAAAAAAAUGUUUGAGAAUGCUUGAACAGAAAGUUAAAGAUCUCUUAGGAACCAUAUCGCUGACGUUUGAUAUCAAUGUUAAAAUUUCACCGUCGUCAACUCAAGCACAAAGUCACAUGAAAAUAGAGGUAAAAACAUCGACAAAAACAAAGGGUAUUUUGGCAGUAAAGAACAACAUAUAUUUGCCCAGUAGUGAGCUUAUCAUGGAAAUUUCUCCGUCCGAAAAUGUGGAAAAGAUCAGAGCAAUAUUAAUGAAAAACAUCCCUCAAGUUGUUCCAGUUGAACGACAUUCGCACUAUACAAAGUUCGUGAAAGAUGAAAUUGUUCCAUUCUCCGAAUCUAAAACAGUACAGUUCAAGAAUUUGAAAGAUGACCCGAGUACUUUCACAGCCCGUUUGAGUUCAAAAAGCAACAAACUAACAUGCUGUGUUUCUGCAUUUGCAAACUACGCGGGCGGCCACAUUUAUUUUGGUAUUAACGACGACGGAAAGGUCGAAGGAGAAAAUAUUACCGAGGACGAAAUAUGGAAAAUAAAGUCAAAAAUUGGCGCAUUAAUUAAAAAAUAUGAUAUGGCCAAAGAAUAGCAAGCCUGCAGACCAACGUUGGGACGUCUUUUUUGAGCCAGUGAUGAAUAACACAGAGAAUGCAAUCCCACAGAAAUACGUAGUUGUUGUCUUCGUGGCCCAAUGUCGAGGCGGUGUAUUUACUGAAGAGCCAGAGUGUUAUGAUAUUAUUAAUAAUAAAGUACACAAGAUCGAUUAUUCGUCGUGGGUUCAAAGGAUAGAUCCCUGUUUAGCACUAAAGGAAGGUACAUAUCCUGCCAAUACUCCUUCAGACUUGGUGUACGAAGAACUGACAUAUCAUCUUAACAAAGGCGAAGAACUCGACGUACUCGACGCCGCAAUCAAAAAUGCCCGAGAAAAUUACAAGAACGGCGGCGACGUGGACUUAAUUUGUCUGUCGAAAUUCAUAAGCUUCUACUUGAGGAGAGGUGAAUAUUCAUUGGUUGAGGAAUAUUUUAUUAAAUACACGAAAAAGCUAACUUCAGUCUCAAGUUCCAGCAAGGUUGAAGUAAUGGGACGAUUUGAAGUAAUGGAACAAUAUCUUCGCUGUGUUCAGGAACGAUGCAAAGGAAACUAUGAAGAAAGUUAUGAGAUCGCAAAGCAAUGUUCACACAAUUUAAAAAAGCUUCCCUAUUGCAUAAUAUCCGCGGCCUUUUACGUUCAAAUUGCUACAUUGGAGAACAUCUUAGCAAUGAAGACAGAAGAUAACGAGAAACGACUUGCCUUACGGAGCCAGGCCGAAAAAAACUACGUUCUCGCAAGCAGUCAUUUAAAACAAAUCCAGGGGCACAGAACCACCAAAGCAGAAUAUCUACAAAAGAUUUAUAUCAAUUCAGCGUUGCUUCAAUUGGCUUGCAGUCUCACUGGUGAUGUGUUGCAAGACUCUGAGGAACUCGUGGAUACCGAAAAAGCAAAGAAAUUUUUAAGACAAGCAUAUGAUAUAACUCUUGAUAGCUACCCGAUUAGCAAGUUUCGAAAGAUUCAAAGCCUCUUCGCAGAAGCUUGCUUAUCUUACCGACUGGGCAGAGAAGAUCCAUCUCGACAGAAUGAGACCUUGAAACAUGCCUUGAACUACAGCAAAGAGGCAAAAAAUUUGGCAGAAAAAUGUACAUUUGUUGAAAUGAAGAAAUACGCAGAAAAUUUCAUCAAAUUUUUCGAACAGUCAGAAGAAAGUCAAAUAUAAACAACACAGCCACGAAUUUGAAUUAUUUAUGAUACACAAUCGACCUUCCUGGUAAUUACAGCGUAUAUACAAGUGGGUCUGAAAAGCCAAUGGGUUAAGUCGACAAUCGAAUCGAAAAUCGUGUUAUUGAGUUUCCGCUCUAAAAUAGGAAUUUCGUUCACGCCGAAAACAUAAUUAAAUACAGUUUUGCAUACUGACCCGUUAA